UUUUGACGUAAAAAUUGUAUUUUUCCUUUAUUAUGUCGUUAAAAUCCCGAUUCGUAAUGGCCUUAAGCCUGAUCGAUUUCGUGCGGGAAAAAUUCCAAUUUUUCGACGCCCAAGAGGACAAAAUCGCCAAAUAUUGGGAGGGAAAUUCGAGAAACGAUAUCAUCGAAAAGGCCGAUAAGCUGUUCGAGGAAGAGAAGUAUAUCGAGGUCUAUGAACAUUUAAAUAAAAUUAAACACAGCAAAGAUAUAGAUAUUAUUUGGAGAAUAGCCAAGGCCCUAUUCAACAUAUCUCUAACCCCAGAUCUAACCAAUGAAACCAAAAAAGAAAUGAUGGGUGAAGCCUAUGAAAUUCUAGCUGGGGCCACUGCCAUCGGUAAAGGCAAAGGUAACUACUAUAAAUGGAUGGCAAUUAUUACAAACAGAAAAAACGGUCUAGAGAGUCUGGAACAUAAGGUAACACGUUAUCCAGAAAUAAGGGAUCAUUUGAUAAAGGCAAGUGAACAUAGCCCUAAAGACUAUACAGUUCAAUAUAUGCUAGGCAGAUGGCACUACGAGAUGGCUAACUUAACAUGGUUUCAAAGAAAAAUUGCCAAAUAUUUGUAUAAAGAACCUCCCGUGUCGGACUAUCACGAAGCAUAUAGGUAUUUAAGUAAAGCCGAAGAGUUGCAGCCAAGGUCCUUUUUACCUAACGUCUAUCUUUUGGGGCUAGUUUGCAUGAAAAUUGGGCAAAAUUACAGAGCCCGAUAUUACCUGCAGACGGCAAUGAAUCUGCCGGUGCACAACGAAUGUGAAAAAUGCUGCGCCACGAACGCAAGUUUCAUGUUAUCAAAAUUGGAAAAAUACGAUUUGGGCAAAGAUCUGUUGUUCGAUCACUAUCAAUUCGGUUUCGAAAAUUAAAAUAUUACUCUUUUAACGCA
Anthonomus grandis grandis is the source of this 916-nucleotide messenger RNA. RefSeq names its product regulator of microtubule dynamics protein 1-like. The record is from RefSeq and is a predicted model, not a curated record. Gene Ontology annotation, molecular function: microtubule binding. The transcript has 5 exons. Gene Ontology annotation, cellular component: mitotic spindle pole; spindle microtubule; cytoplasm. Bases 33 to 896 code for a protein of 287 amino acids. NCBI's taxonomy places the organism in Eukaryota, Metazoa, Arthropoda, Insecta, Coleoptera, Curculionidae.